Messenger RNA from Telopea speciosissima, 2540 nucleotides. Its product is annotated as condensin-2 complex subunit H2-like. Gene Ontology annotation, cellular component: nucleus; condensin complex. The coding region runs from base 200 to 2305 and encodes 701 amino acids. Gene Ontology annotation, molecular function: chromatin binding. The record is from RefSeq and is a predicted model, not a curated record. Gene Ontology annotation, biological process: meiotic chromosome condensation; mitotic sister chromatid separation. The transcript is spliced from 11 exons. Lineage: Eukaryota; Viridiplantae; Streptophyta; Magnoliopsida; Proteales; Proteaceae.
CUUCAAGUUCGACCUGCACUUCUUUCAUCUAACCAUUACUAAUGUUUCCCCUUUAUUUGGCUUCUUUCAGCAACCCAAAAUUUCCCAUUUCUUAGGGUUCUUUAUAAAAUUUAUUCUCUUCCCUCUCAAAUUCAAAAUCUAGGGUUUGGGAUGACACGGAGCUAGCAAAUCAUGGGGCGGUCGCCUUGGUCCGUCGAAGAUGAAAAACAGUGUAGAAGAUCAGAGCACUGAAGGAAGCAGUGCCAGAUUCCACAUUGUGCAGCCCCUUCGUGACCUUGAAUUGAAUUGGGCCGUUGAUCUUGCUAAGAACCUCGAAGAGUAUCUCUUGAAGAUUUGUUCUGGUGAGAUUACUGGCGAAGAUGAUGGCCAGUUCCCUGUGAAUUUCGCUGAAGCUGCUCUGCUGCUCCAAGGUUCUAUUCAGGUGUACAGUCGGAAAGUGGAAUAUCUAUAUUCUUUGGUUUUGCAUGCUUUGGAGUUCAUUUCUCAGAAGAGGCAGCAGGAUCAGCCAGAGAAUAAUUCAGUCCAGCCUGACGGAGUUGAUUCCCAUCUCUUUCCUGAUGAGGAAAAUGAAUUGUUUCUGGGUUUAGAUGAUGUGCAAGUGGAAGCUAAGAACUGCCUCAAUGAUGGACUUAGUGAUGAAAAUAAUGAUGCUUUGCACCACUUUGGGAAGCCCCCUGCAAAUUUAGUUGUGUUAGAAGGUGAUUGCUUAGAUGCAACUGUCGAUGCUGGGGGAUUAGAAUCAUAUCUGUUAGCCACUUGUGAUCUGUACCAGGAUUUUCUUCUAUUAGAUCCUUGUGAUGCGGUAGCAGUUAAUAAUUUUUUGAAAGGGGAUCAAGCUGGUACACAUCAAAAUGUCGCCCAUAGAGGCAGCUCUUUGAAGUCUAAGAGUCGGAAAACUUUUCAAUCUCCCACUAGACAAUCUGGGGGUACAGCUUGUAAGUCAUCUUUAGCGCAAAGUCAGAAUGCUAAUAUCAAUCAGAGUCCUGAGAUGAACGGAAAUGCUGAAGUUAAUUUUGACAACGUUUGGCUGGAACCUCCCACAUGUAACCUUGAUAGUAAUGACUACCAUGGAAAUGAAAUGGAUGGUGGAUAUUCGGAGCAUAUGGAUGAUCAGGAUGGUGGUGGCGGUGGUGAUGAUGAUGAUGACGAUGAUCCAUGGAAGCCUUUGAAUCCUCAUGAAUCUGGAAAUUUGAAAAUAAAACCAUUUAAUAAAGUAAAAGCACUGAGAAGGCAGGAUAUAAGGUCUACAAAGCAGAGUUCUUUAGCUACACAAUUUCCUCUAGCAAGACUCCAUGGGACCAUAGAUCCUGAAUUUUCUGAAAUUUGGGAGGCACAAGUUCAUGCCCUUGAAAGGUUACAGGGUUCUCAAUCCCCUCCACUUUAUGAGAAGCUGCGACAAUCGCUUGUUUUUGGAGGACUAGGAACUGCCAAUGCUUUUGGUCCCCACAAGGAUGAAGAUGAGGAUGAUGAUCAUGAUAGAGCUGAUUUUGAGGAAGCUGAUGUCAACAUGCCAGAGACUACUUACAUGGAGACAGAAAUACCAGAAAUACCUGAAAUACCUUUACAUGAAGAGCAGGGUGAUGAUGCUGCUUGUUUUGAUGGCAAUGAAACCUUUGGAGUGAAAGAUUCAAAUAGCCUUGAAGAUCUUUGCCGUGCACACCUGGAUGCUCUCCUUGCUAGCAUUGCAGAAACUGAGCAGCAGUCCGAAUUAACUGCUCGGGUUUCCUCAUGGAAACAGAGAAUUGAGCAGAACUUGGAAGAGCAAGAUUCACACACACCAUUUGAUAUUCAUGAGUAUGGUGGGAGAGUUCUAGAAAAACUAUCCCUUGAAGCAGAUGGUGUAGGUGGCAUGUCCUUCACAGACAUUGUUGAAGGCCAAGAAAAGCAUGACGUUGCUAGGACUUUCUCUGCACUUCUGCAACUGGUGAAUAAUGGAGAUGUAGACCUUGAUAAAGGUAGCACUGGUGGUGAGCAUGUAUGUUACACAGCUGUAAAUCCAUUUUAUGUGCGUGUGCUUAACCAUGACAAGAGACGGGAUAAAGAGAAGCUUAAUUCAUUGAAAAAGAGGGUAAGAUCUCCUUUAAGGGAAGUUCAUGUGAAUGGAGAUGGAGAAAAAGCUGGAGAACAACAUCCAAAAUUCAGUUCAUCCACUUCGGGAGUUAUCCCAUCAGUAAAAUCUUCACGAUCAAACAAAAAGUUCUCCGUAAAGCUUGAAAAGGUGAACAGGGUUAGAUGCAGCCCCGAAGGUAAGAGAAGACGCAGGUUUCAGUUAAUUGAAACAGUGGACUUAAAAUCUGCUGGGUAACAGGAACUAGUUAUUUCUCAUGACUCAGUUGGCUGUUCCCAGGAGUUCAGGGAUUUGGAUAAAAAAUGGUGCAUUGUAUUAUAGCAAGUGCAAUCAGUCAGUCAGAAUUCAGUGUGAAUGAUUGAGCUCACCUUGUGUCUUGCCAGUACUAACAGUAGAGUUGCAGGUUGUAUAUGUAUAAUUUGAAUCAUUACUAUAACUUAGAUCAGGUGGGGGUAAUUUUCAUAAAUUGCCU